GACGCAAGUCGCAGCGACGCCAUUUGCUGCGGCCGAGCGUGGGCGCAGGCUGAUCUCGGGAGAACUCAGUCGCGAGAUUAUCCCGCGCACACGCGACCCGGCCUCCUGCGCUUUUUUCAUCUCCGGCGGCCCCACGCGCUCCCCCUUGAGCUCCUUGGAGAAGUCGCCGCCGUCGCCUGGCUAGAAGUCAGAGUCGCUAAGAAACCGCCAUGCCCAAGAAUAAAGGUAAAGGAGGUAAAAAUAGACGCAGAGGUAAGAACGAAAAUGAAUCUGAGAAGAGAGAGCUAGUAUUCAAGGAAGAUGGACAAGAGUAUGCACAAGUCAUCAAAAUGUUGGGCAAUGGUCGAUUAGAAGCAAUGUGUUUUGAUGGUGUAAAGAGGUUAUGUCACAUCAGAGGAAAAUUGAGGAAAAAGGUUUGGAUAAACACCUCAGACAUUAUAUUGGUUGGUCUACGAGAUUACCAGGAUAAUAAGGCUGAUGUAAUUUUAAAAUACAAUGCAGAUGAAGCUAGAAGUCUGAAGGCGUAUGGCGAGCUUCCUGAGCACGCUAAAAUCAAUGAAACUGAUACUUUCGGUCCUGGGGAUGAUGAUGAAAUUCAGUUUGAUGACAUUGGAGAUGAUGAUGAAGACAUUGAUGAUAUCUAAACUGAGAUCUUCAUUUUACAUUCCAGUUUUUCUGAGGACUGUUCAAUAAUUUGGAUUUUGGUUGUGACCUGUAAGAGAAGAUUAAAUUUCAUUAGUAUGAGUGCAAUUUGUUAAAGCAGACUGAUUUGUUUUCAAGGUAUUUGUGUUUCUUUACUUGGUAAUGCUGGAUUUUCUUAAAUGAACGAUUAGACCUGUUUUGUUCUUUUGAUGUAAUGGAACUUAUGAGUAAAAGACCACAUCUGUUUUAAAAGAGAAAAUAACUGUUUUACUGCUUUUCCAACUUCCACAACUUCUAGUAAGUAAAUGGAUGUUUUAAAUAAAGUGUUUGCCCUGCUCUU
Erinaceus europaeus (western European hedgehog) is the source of this 982-nucleotide messenger RNA. RefSeq names its product eukaryotic translation initiation factor 1A X-linked (gene EIF1AX). NCBI's taxonomy places the organism in Eukaryota, Metazoa, Chordata, Mammalia, Eulipotyphla, Erinaceidae. Gene Ontology annotation, biological process: translational initiation. The record is from RefSeq and is a predicted model, not a curated record. Gene Ontology annotation, cellular component: cytoplasm. Gene Ontology annotation, molecular function: translation initiation factor activity; RNA binding. Bases 210 to 644 code for a protein of 144 amino acids. The transcript has 7 exons.